Penicillium antarcticum is the source of this 2241-nucleotide messenger RNA. RefSeq lists its product as uncharacterized. Gene Ontology annotation, molecular function: hydrolase activity; ergosterol O-acyltransferase activity. Bases 1 to 2241 code for a protein of 746 amino acids. Gene Ontology annotation, biological process: ergosterol metabolic process. Gene Ontology annotation, cellular component: endoplasmic reticulum membrane. The record is from RefSeq and is a predicted model, not a curated record. The transcript has 7 exons. NCBI's taxonomy places the organism in Eukaryota, Fungi, Ascomycota, Eurotiomycetes, Eurotiales, Aspergillaceae.
AUGAGCCCAACCGAUUUGAAGGGACAACUAGCUUCGGCUCCUAGCUCUCCCAGCUCGCUCUCUUCGAGCUCGGAUGACCUCGAUGAUUCCAUUCGACAAAGUGUCUCGGUAAAGCUUCGGGAAACCGACAAUGCUGGUCAAUACCUGCUCACCGCAGAGGACACUGAGGUUUUACAGGAGAUCCUCAAACAUAACCUCUCCUUGGCAAGAGCCGAAACAUCUCCGAAACCACGCUUCAGGUUCCGCGACUUGGAAUUUACAAGACAACUCAGUACCUUUGACCGUCAGAAUAUGACCUUCGGUUCAUCUGAGUUCCAUGGCUUCUUCGUGCUCUUCUGGAUGGGGGUGGCCUUGAUGCUGCUCAAGGUCAUGGCCAACAACUGGAGGAUCCAUGGCACCAUUUGGGGCAAGAACGAGAUCAUUCGCCUCAUGUUUGCUAAAGAUGUCUUGGUCCUCGGACUGACUGACUUGAUCUUAUGUUGGUCCACACUAUUUUGUCUGGUUGUUCAGCGCGCGGUAUGGAAAGGGUACCUGCGCUGGAGCGGUGCCGGUUGGCUGAUUCAAAAUAUUUGGCAAACGGCAUACCUGGCCGCCAUUACAUUGUGGACAUAUCAUCGUGAUUGGCCGUGGACACACACUGUCUUUACGGUGCUGCAUUGCUUGACCAUGCUGAUGAAACAGCAUAGUUAUGCUGCUUACAAUGGGUACUUGUCGGAGUUGUACCGGAAACGAGAGUUGCUGAAGACAAGACUCUCCCAGUUAGAGAAUUUAAGCCGGAACAACGACUUGGCAGGGCAAGGGCAUACCUCUGCGGUUGACACAGAUGUUGAUGCCGAAAUCACUGAUCUCAAAAGAAAUGAUUUCCGGCGGCGGUCUUCCAACCUCAAGAGUUAUUCCCGUGCCCGCGAGACAGAUCAACUCAUGUCCCUUGUUGAAACCACCGAACACGGGGUAUCUCUCCAGCCAGAUCAGGUGGAAUCUCUGAAAGAGCUGCUUGAGCGAGAAUACGAAAUCUUAUCCGAAGGGCUACAGGGCAGGUGCUCAUUGACAUCUAAUCACUAUCCGCGGAAUUUGACCUUGAAGAACUUCUGUGACUUUAUCACAUUGCCCACGUUGGUAUAUGAGCUAGAAUACCCACGCACAGACAAGAUUGACUGGAUUUAUGUGGCAGAGAAGACCGCGGCUACAUUUGGCAUCAUUGUGGUCAUGAUCGCUGUCUCUCAGUCGUGGAUAUAUCCGGUGGUGAUGUCCACUCUGCGAAUGAAAGAGGAAGGGUUGACUGCGCAACAGAGGCUUCAGGAAUUCCCCUGGGUUCUGAGCGACUUGCUCUUCCCUUUCAUGAUGGAGUAUCUGCUGGCAUUUUACGUGAUUUGGGAGUGUGUUCUUAACGCCUUAGCGGAAAUUACCAUGUUUGCGGAUCGCGGAUUCUAUGCAGAUUGGUGGAAUUCGGUCUCUUGGGAUCAGUUUGCACGAGAUUGGAACCGCCCUGUCCAUAACUUCUUGCUCCGGCAUGUGUAUCACAGCUCCAUCAGCGCUUAUCGUCUGUCGCGGGUUUCUGCGAGUCUGAUCACAUUCCUCCUGUCUGCAUUGGAGGCCUAUAUCUCACGCCCUGCAAAUCAGUCCACUGAGCGUGCCAUUCUGCUACUCACUGACGUGAUCGGCCAUCGCUUCAUCAAUGCCCAAUUGAUUGCGGAUCAGCUGGCAGCAAAUGGCUACUUUGUCGUCAUGCCGGACCUGUUCCACGGCGAUCCGGUGCUGCUGAAUCGCCCGGCUGGUUUUGAUCUUAUGGCUUGGCUGAAAGGCCCCCCCGGUCACCUACCUACUCGCGUGGAACCCGUUGUACAGGCAGUUCUGAAAGAAAUGAAGUCCAACUUGGGCUGCAAGCGAGUCGGUGCUAUCGGAUAUUGCUUCGGUGCCAAGUAUGCCGUCCGACUGCUCCAGCCGGGUCUUUGUGAUGUUGCCUACGUGGCUCACCCCAGUUUUGUCGAGGCAGAAGAGCUUCAGGCAAUCAAGGGCCCUCUCUCUAUUGCAGCUGCGGAGACGGAUUCAAUCUUCCCGACCUCAAAGCGCCAUGAAUCCGAGGAAAUCCUCGUCAAAACUGGCCAACCAUAUCAGAUUAACUUAUUCAGCGGUGUUGAACAUGGAUUCGCUGUCCGCGCAGACAUCACCAAGCCAACAAUUCGCUUUGCCAAAGAGGCUGCUUUUGCGCAAGCGACUGCUUGGUUCAACCAAUAUCUCUAG